UUCAGGUUUCCUCAGCUACAAGAUCGCACUCAGUUUAGUGACCAAGACUUAGCCACUCUUAAGAAGUACUGGGACAAUGGCAUGACCAGCCUUGGCUCUGUUUGUCGAGAAAAAAUUGAAGCAGUUGCAACUGAAUUAAAUGUUGACUGUGAAAUAGUUCGGACAUGGAUUGGGAAUCGAAGAAGGAAAUAUCGUUUAAUGGGGAUUCAAGUUCCACCUCCAAGAGGAGGCCCUGCUGAUUUUUCUGAGCAGCCCGAAUAUGGUUCUUUGUCUGCACUCACACCAGGAGAGGAAGCUGGUCCUGAAGUAGGAGAGGAUAAUGACAGAAAUGAUGAAGUAUCCAUCUGUUUGUCUGAAGGAAGUUCUCAAGGUAUUUUAUAUGCUGCACCUCCUAAUGAUAUCUUUUGUGUAUUUGAUGCAUUUUUACUUGCUUUUCAGUUUACUGCCCUUCAAAUCUAA
Capra hircus (goat) is the source of this 459-nucleotide messenger RNA. RefSeq names its product highly divergent homeobox (gene HDX). NCBI's taxonomy places the organism in Eukaryota, Metazoa, Chordata, Mammalia, Artiodactyla, Bovidae. The record is from RefSeq and is a predicted model, not a curated record. Bases 82 to 459 code for a protein of 125 amino acids. The transcript is spliced from 3 exons. Gene Ontology annotation, molecular function: DNA binding.